AUGCCAAACAAGAGCACUAACAUUGCCCUUGACUGUGCCACUGAGUCAAGUUCCAAGUUCCAGGAUCUGGAUCUCUUGGCUGUUCUGCGCGACAAAAUGGGUGCGAGGUUCUGGAACAGGAUCAAGGGUACAGCGCACCAGAUAGAUAGUCAGCCUGACCUUCAUUCGGAAGCGGAAGCCAAGCUAGAAGACGUCAACUACGAUGGCAUUGUGAUCCGGUGGGUUCAAGUCCCACGUGGACACCGUCUGCCGCGCAAGUCCAAGAAGGCCAGCACAUUGGCCGAAGUUGUCAGUGCCCUCCAAGCCGGAAAAUAG
Penicillium robsamsonii is the source of this 315-nucleotide messenger RNA. RefSeq lists its product as uncharacterized. The transcript is spliced from 3 exons. NCBI's taxonomy places the organism in Eukaryota, Fungi, Ascomycota, Eurotiomycetes, Eurotiales, Aspergillaceae. The coding region runs from base 1 to 315 and encodes 104 amino acids. The record is from RefSeq and is a predicted model, not a curated record.